AUGCUGUUGGGUGCUGGGAGCCUUCUCUGGGGUGUCUGGGUAGACGCCGCGAUAACCUCUUGCGUGGACACACUCCACUGCACCGCAGCACACUGUACAGUGCCAGCCCAGUGGGGUCCGCCGCACUCUUUUCGCAGGCGUUACCCGGUCUCCCCCUCCCCCACUUCUGUCUUUCCGUCUCUCUCCCUCUCUGUCUUCAAACUGUAUUGCAAGCGCAAGUGCCAUCUCAGAACUGAAAAGAGGGCACAGGAGCCACGACGCACAUCGGCAACACAGACUUGGCCCAUGUCCUGGUUCGGGUUCUUUGGGAGAGGCGGCCGCGGCGGCAGCGGCGCUGGCGGCGGCGGCUCGGGGGGCGGGGAACUGCCCCAGCGCGCAAUCAUAGAACUCAGGGAGCACAUCAACCUGCUGAACAAGAAACGGGCCCACUUGGAGAAACAGGUCGGCGUGCAGACGGGGGAGGCGCGGCGGGCCGUGCAGUUGAAGAGCGACGCGAGGGCGAAAGUCGCCCUCAGGAAGAGGAAGCUCUUGCAGGCGCAGCUGGAUAAGCUGGAUAGGCAGGUCGACUCGCUGGAGGAACAGCUUGUAGCGAUAGAGAAUGCGAAUUUGAAUCUGGAGACUGUGAGGGCGAUGAAACAAGGUGCGAAGGCGAUGAAGGCGAUCCACAACGGGAUCGAUAUCGAUAGGGUCGAUGAGACGAUGGACGAGAUCAGGGAGCAGGUGGAGUUGGGGGACGAGAUCAGCGAUGCGAUCUCGAGGCCGCUGAACUCCGGUGCCGCGGCGGAGGUCGACGAGGAUGAGCUGGAUGAGGAGCUGCAACAGCUUGUCGCGGAGGACAGCCAACACGAAUUGCUCGCGGAGGCGCCAAAACCACAACCACAACAAAAUAUACCACUACCUUCUGUUCCGGAGACAACGCCGCAGCAGAAACAACAGGCCGUGCCUGCGCAACAAGUAGAAGAGGACGAGGACGAAAGAGCAUUGAGAGAGUUACAAGAGGAGAUGGGUCUGUGA
Molecule: messenger RNA, 1014 nt
Organism: Huiozyma naganishii CBS 8797
Lineage: Eukaryota; Fungi; Ascomycota; Saccharomycetes; Saccharomycetales; Saccharomycetaceae
Gene: SNF7
Product: ESCRT-III subunit protein SNF7
Exons: 1
Coding region: 1-1014 (337 amino acids)
Biological process (GO): late endosome to vacuole transport via multivesicular body sorting pathway; vesicle budding from membrane
Cellular component (GO): multivesicular body; cytoplasmic side of plasma membrane; ESCRT III complex
Source: RefSeq, a predicted model, not a curated record